AUGAUGACCAAAACGAAGAGACUGAUAGUCAGUAUUCAAUGGACAUUUCAACUAGAGAAGAGCGAGCAAAUUACAAGAGAACGCUCGACAGUAUUUUUCAAUUACUUGAUAUUACCAAAAUUAUUGACAUUGCUUCGCGCAAAGAUUGACGAUGUUUAUCAUAAAAUGAAGAAAUUAUAUGAUCGUAUCAUCAAUCAAUGUAUUCAGACCUUAUUCGAGGAAAGCUCCAACAGCGAACAAAUCCGCAUACUUACAAUUGCUCCAGCCUCUUGGGGUCGUAAUAAAAUAGUUGACUUUUUCAAUUGCACUGAACAUCAGGCACGCGCAUCAAUCGAACUACGACAAACGAAUGGUAUACUCGCAUUUCCAACGUUUCUCCGAGGGAAUGAACCUACAGAUCUUGUCACUAUUGACAAGAUUCUGAGUUAUUAUCGUCGCGACGGUAUUAGUCGACCGUCUCCUAACCGAAAAGAUGUUGUACUCAUUAACGGAACUUACGUUGGGAAAAGAUUCAUUGAAAAUCCUUCAAUAGAUAUCGGAAAAUCGAAGUUUUUUUCAUUGCGUCCGAAAGAUGUUAAACCUGAAUCACCUCAUGAGGUUUGUCUAUGCAUUUACCAUGAGAACAUGGCACUACUUCUUAAGAGCACAGUUCAGCUAAACGAUCUUAUCUGCUCAUGUGUUUGCAGUACCGAGGAUGAAGCUUGUUAA
This is a messenger RNA of Adineta ricciae, 708 nucleotides long. The record is from the annotation of a GenBank genome assembly. Lineage: Eukaryota; Metazoa; Rotifera; Eurotatoria; Adinetida; Adinetidae.